AUGGCCCCGAAGAUUGCCAUUGUCUUUUACUCAAUGUACGGCCAUAUUCGGCAGCUCGCCGAGGCCGAGAAGAAAGGCAUUGAGAAGGCUGGUGGCACAGCCGACUUAUUCCAGAUCCCUGAAACGCUCUCCGAUGAAGUUCUAGGCAAGAUGCACGCUCCUCCGAAGCCAACUGAUAUUCCGACUCUCGAGGAUCCAGCCAUCUUGACGAAAUAUGAUGCCUUUCUUCUCGGUAUCCCUACUCGAUAUGGCAACUUCCCUGGGCAGUGGAAGGCCUUCUGGGACAAAACUGGCGGUAUUUGGGCUUCUGGCGGCUACUUUGGCAAGUAUGCUGGACUCUUCGUGUCUACUGGCACGCCUGGUGGUGGCCAGGAAUCAACGGCAAUUGCAGCAAUGUCCACCCUUACCCACCACGGCAUUAUUUAUGUCCCUCUUGGGUACGCAAAGACUUUCCCCCAACUAACUAACCUCUCUGAGGUCCGCGGUGGUAGUCCCUGGGGUGCUGGUACGUUUGCGGGGGCAGACGGAUCACGCCAGCCGUCUGCUCUUGAGCUUGAGCUAGCCACUAUCCAGGGUGAAAACUUCUAUCAAACUGUCUCUAAAGCCUUCGGAUGA
This is a messenger RNA of Metarhizium brunneum ARSEF 3297, 615 nucleotides long. RefSeq names its product Minor allergen Alt a 7 (gene ALTA7). The record is from RefSeq and is a predicted model, not a curated record. Gene Ontology annotation, cellular component: membrane. Lineage: Eukaryota; Fungi; Ascomycota; Sordariomycetes; Hypocreales; Clavicipitaceae. Gene Ontology annotation, molecular function: NAD(P)H dehydrogenase (quinone) activity; FMN binding.